Emiliania huxleyi CCMP1516 is the source of this 1182-nucleotide messenger RNA. RefSeq names its product kelch domain-containing protein. The transcript has a single exon. Gene Ontology annotation, molecular function: protein binding. The coding region runs from base 1 to 1182 and encodes 393 amino acids. NCBI's taxonomy places the organism in Eukaryota, Haptophyta, Isochrysidales, Noelaerhabdaceae. The record is from RefSeq and is a predicted model, not a curated record.
AUGGCCUCCCACCGCAUCGGCGCCCGCCUCGCGGGCCUCUCGGCGGAGCUGCUCCUCGCAAUCAUCAAGGAGCAGGGCCCCUCACGCUCGCAGCUGUGCGCCAUCAUCGAGGCGCAGGCGGGCGCGAGCGACGCCGCGCUACGCGUGGCGGAGGAGCACGCCGCUCGGCUCGUGGAGCAGCACGAGUGGAUCCUCUCCGAGGUCCUCCUCUCGCCGGACCUCGCCCCGCACAUCCUCGCCCAGCUGCCGACCACGGAGCACGCCGUCAAGAAGACGUGCCGCGCGUGGCGCCGCGGCUGGAAGGAGACGCUGAAGAAGCGCGAGAGGCCGCGCCUGCUCGUGUUCGGCGGCCACGGCAGCGAGGGUGAGACUGUCAACUCGCUGGAGCGGUACGACGCGUCCACAAACGAGUGGGCGGAGGAGGCUGUGGCGCCGAUGCUGACGGCACGAGGGGAAGCCCGCAUGGCGGCACUCGACGGCAAGCUGUACGCUGUUGGCGGGUACGACGACGACAGGCUCACCUCGGUGGAGCGGUACGUUCCCGCGACGAACACGUGGGAAGCGGUGGCGCCGAUGGCGGCAGCGCGGCACUCUCACGGCGUAGCGGUGCUCGACGGCAAGCUGUACGCUGUGGGCGGGUACGGCGGCGACGGCGGCACCCUCAGCUCAGUCGAGCGGUACGACCCCGCGCCAAACGCGUGGGAGGCGGUGGCGCCGAUGGCGGCAGGGCGAGCUGUUGUCGGCAUGGCGGUGCUGGACGGCAAGCUCUAUGCUGUCGGAGGCUACAACAACGACGAAGGCUACCUCAGCUCGGUGGAGCGGUACGACCCGACAGAGAACGCGUGGGAGGAGGUGGCGCCGAUGGCGGCGGCGCGGAACUCUCACGCCGUGGCGGUGCUCGACGGCAAGCUGUACGCUGUGGGAGGCCAGAACUACGGCCUCCUCAGCUCGGUCGAGCGGUACGACCCGGCGACGAACGCGUGGGAGGCGGUGGCGCCGAUGGCGGAGGCUCGCGCAAUCCUCGGAGCUGCGGCGCUCGAUGGCAAGCUAUACGCUGUGGGCGGGUACGACGAGGACGAGGCCCUCAGCUCGCUUGAGCGAUACGACCCCGCGACGAACGCGUGGGAGGCGGCUGCGCCGUUGACGACCGCACGAUCUUUUCAUGGCAUCACCGUGGCGUAG